AUUUCCAGUCAGAGCACAGCCCUCUGUCACAUGGCCCACCUCUGGCUUUUACCCAGGAUAUAGGACUGGGACAGAAGGACGAGCACAACUGGACGCAGAGGAAGAUAACACCGAGCUUCAUCUAUAACAAGACAAAAAAAACAAAACAAAAAAACCGUGGCGUGAGUCCUUUUCUUUGCCCUGGAGAAUGACUUUACACAAUGUGUGUGUUGUUUUUGUAGCGCUAUGAAGUAAAACUCCGCCAUAUUCAGCCCACCACGCCCGGAGCUCAGCUAACAGGGGUGAAGUGUUGUCCAGGAGUAAUGACUCUGAGCUCUGUGGGGGCUUGCUGCCUCAGCCCAGAGACCAAAGAGGCUCGCAGGAUCAACGAUGAGAUUGAGAGGCAGCUCCGCAGGGACAAGAGGGACUCCCGACGGGAAUACAAGCUCCUUUUGCUCGGAACUGGUGAAAGUGGGAAAAGCACUUUCAUCAAGCAGAUGAGGAUCAUCCAUGGCCGCGGAUACUCGGACGAGGACAAAAGAGGCUUCACCAGGCUGGUCUUCCAGAACAUCUUCACAGCCAUGCAGGCCAUGAUCCAGGCCAUGAACACAUUACAGAUCCCCUACAAGUAUGAACACAACAAGACUAAUGCCAGUAUUGUCAGUGGGGUUGAUGUGGAGAAGGUCAUAACAUUAACAAACCCUUACGUGGACGCCAUCAAGAGCCUGUGGAGUGAUCCAGGGAUUCAGGAAUGUUACAAUCGGAAGAGGGAAUACCAGCUCUCAGACUCAACCAAAUACUAUCUGAAUGACUUCGACCGAAUUGCUGAUACUGCUUAUCUGCCAACCCAGCAGGAUGUCCUGAGGGUCAGGGUGCCCACAACGGGUAUUAUAGAGUACCCGUUUGACCUGGAGAAUGUGGUGUUCAGGAUGGUGGAUGUGGGUGGCCAGCGUUCGGAGAGGAGGAAGUGGAUACACUGUUUCGAGAAAGUCACUUCCAUCAUGUUCCUAGUGGCGCUCAGCGAGUAUGAUCAGGUCCUUGUUGAGUCCGUCAAUGAGAAUCGCAUGGAGGAAAGCAUGGCCUUGUUCCAGACAAUCAUAAACUACAAGUGGUUCAAAAAGUCCUCAGUCAUCUUGUUCCUCAACAAAAUAGAUUUACUGGAGGAGAAAAUCAUGUACUCGCAUUUGGUUGACUACUUCCCUGAAUAUGAUGGUCCCCAGCGGGAUGUCAGAGCAGGAAGAAAAUUCAUCUUAGAUAUGUUUGUCAGUCUUAAUCCAAACGAGAAAAAAAUCAUCUACUCCCACUUCACCUGUGCCACAGACACAGACAACAUUCGAUUUGUCUUCCACGCGGUGAAGGACCACAUCUUGCAGAUCAACCUGGAAGUCUACAACUUGGUUUAAAACGGGAGUGUUGCUGCUGUAAUUCAAUCUGCUUUGUACAGCAGGAGAGCUCUGCAGUGAUUCAGUUUGCCUCACACUGCUGCUGAACACUAUAAUCCAAAACAGGAAAUUGAGAAGCUACAGAGCUUGUUGGCAAAUGACUGAACUACUGAUUUAUUUCAAAUUUUCCUGUUAGACGCUUUGAAAAUGGAUGUCUCCAGCUAUAAUGAAGUGUGUCCUGACAAUUAAAGUGCUGCCUUAGUGAGGAGUCUGUUAAAGUAUGCACUCUGAAAUGUAUGGAGGUCUUUGUAAACGUUUUAGAGCAGUAACAGUAUAAAUGCACAUGGAUGGAUUGAGAGGGGGAAAAGUAUUUCAGUGGCCUCAAAAUCCUCUGAGGACUUGUAUAAUAUACUAGGUCUCUCCUUCAGGGAAUCUGUGGAAGUGAAUGUAGGCUAACUGCAAUGCAGCACCUCGCAUCACUAACCCAAAUUGAUCAUAGUUUAUUUUUUUAAGUUAAAAACUAUUUGAAAUACUCUAAAUGCCUAGUUUGUGUUUUGACUUAAAGGGAAACAAGUCAUAAUUAACACUAAUGACACAUACUUACAUUACAGAUAUUGAUUUGCACACUGAACAUUUUGUAACAUUGAUUUUUGUGCUGAUAUUCUGUAUGUCUGUACCUCACUUAUUUGGGAAUGAUCAUUUCCACAACUGUGUUUCAAGUUUUACUAGACUUUUUACACUUUGCAUUUGUCUGUGAGGGCAUUGUUAAACCACUUUUUGUGAGCACAGCAUCAAUAUAUUUUUAUGUAAUUUAACACAUUUUAAAGGGAAUCCUCCUGUCACUCUACUAGAUUCUGCUACAUUAGCAUUUUUUUCUCUAUUUUUAAGUCUAUUUUGUCAAAGCUGUAGAAUCAAGUGUUCAGGGACAAUUUGAUUGGAUUUUUAAGUAGUUUUCUUUCCUAAAAAUAAUUUGCUAAAAUGGCUUCAAUGGCUGCCCUUACUUAUUUAUCUGAACGCAUAUUGUAAAUAUAACAUGGUACGUACAGUAAGUUUUUUUUCACCUGUUUACAUCAAGGUCAGUGUUAAAAGGCUAACUGCUGAAGAGAGAACUGUUAAAUAAUCUCUGAGGCACUAGUGUAUUCUUGAUCUUAAUUCAUAUGCUGUUCGAGGAUAUCAAACGCAUGAAUAAAAAGCUAAUGAGAGAGUAUCCACAGCACUAAUGUUUACACAACCCUUGUUAAAAAUAAUUACAGCCUAAUUUGAACAGUUUAAUUUAUGGUUAGAUUUCACUGUCACUGCGAUGUCUUAAUGCAGUCUUAAUGUUUUGAAUGUGAUUGGAUAAAUAAACAGACAUUUUGCUGUUCA
Molecule: messenger RNA, 2726 nt
Organism: Siniperca chuatsi (mandarin fish)
Lineage: Eukaryota; Metazoa; Chordata; Actinopteri; Centrarchiformes; Sinipercidae
Product: guanine nucleotide-binding protein G(q) subunit alpha-like
Exons: 8
Coding region: 303-1382 (359 amino acids)
Biological process (GO): phospholipase C-activating dopamine receptor signaling pathway; adenylate cyclase-modulating G protein-coupled receptor signaling pathway; action potential
Cellular component (GO): heterotrimeric G-protein complex
Molecular function (GO): GTPase activator activity; guanyl nucleotide binding; G protein-coupled receptor binding
Source: RefSeq, a predicted model, not a curated record